CCAGCUGGCCGUGCACACUCAGCACUUUCCAGCAGCGUUAUUUAAAGCCGGCCAACAGCCCAGUGUCCCUUUUCUUUCCCUCCCCCUGCUCGGCCCGUGCAGCUGGACUUUCCUCCUGCAGCCAUGAGCUCCGGAGCGGCGGCAGGGCCGAUCUUCGCCGAGGGCGAGGACUGCCGGGCGGCCUGGAGGGAAGCCACGGCGGGCUACGACGAGCCCGACGCGCACCUGGAGAUCCUGGGCAAGCCGGUGAUGGAGCGCUGGGAGACGCCCUACAUGCACUCGCUGGCCGCCGUGGCCGCGUCCAAGGGCGGCCGCGUGCUGGAGGUGGGGUUUGGGAUGGCCAUCGCCGCCUCCAAGGUGCAGCAGCUUGGCCUCGACGAGCACUGGAUCAUCGAGUGCAACGAGGGCGUUUUCCGGCGGCUGGAGCAGUGGGCCGAGGCACAGCCACACAAGGUGGUGCCCCUGAAGGGGCUGUGGGAGGACGUGGUGCCAACGCUGCCGGAUGGGCACUUCAGUGGGAUCCUGUACGACACCUACCCGCUGUCGGAGGACACCUGGCACACGCAUCAGUUCAACUUCAUCAAGGGCCAUGCCUUCCGCCUGCUGCGGCCCGGAGGGGUCCUCACCUACUGCAACCUGACCUCGUGGGGGGAGCUGCUCAAGACCAGGUACAGCGACAUCGAGAAGAUGUUUGAGGAGACCCAGGUGGGGCCGCUGCUGGAGGCAGGCUUCAGGCGGGAGAACAUCAGCACCAGGGUGAUGGAGCUGCAGCCGCCCCGCGAGUGCCGCUACUACUCCCACCCCAGGAUGAUCACCCCCACCGUCCUCAAACACUGAGGGGCCCCGGGGAGCAGGAGCUGAGGAGGAGGAGAAAAGCUCUGAUCUCCUUUAAAGCCCCUGAGAGAUCCAAGCUGAUUCACCCAGAGGUGGGUGGAAGCUUGGGAUAGAUUCCAGAGGACAAAGGACAGGAAAUCCCCUGCCCCAGGAGCCCCCUGCCCUGGAAGGGUCUUGUGGGCUCUGUGGAAGAUCUCACCCUGCUCUGUCCCCUCAAGACUUCAAAUUCUCAAUUAAGCUGUAAUUUCAGAGUGGGGUUCAGAGCCUCUGGCCAAACGGGCUCCAGAACCAGCCAUUUCCUCUAAAAACUGCAUCAUUUUGAGAAAUCACAGGGUGGCUUCCCACUAGAGUCAAAUAAUCCAAAGCAGGUGGGAGAAAUGGGGCAAUGUGAGGCCUUUUGAGGCAUUUCAACUUCUCCUAAAGCAACUCCCAAGGGAGGUUUCCCAACAUUUUCGACCAAAGCCCACGGCAGCAAAUCCUGACCCCAACACCCCCUCACAGCUCAAUAAAUGAUGUUUCCUCUCUCCCCAGAAGGGAUAAAGUCCAUUAAAAGGAAUGAAAUACCCAAA
Lonchura striata (white-rumped munia) is the source of this 1403-nucleotide messenger RNA. RefSeq names its product guanidinoacetate N-methyltransferase (gene GAMT). Lineage: Eukaryota; Metazoa; Chordata; Aves; Passeriformes; Estrildidae. Gene Ontology annotation, molecular function: guanidinoacetate N-methyltransferase activity. Gene Ontology annotation, cellular component: nucleus; cytoplasm. The record is from RefSeq and is a predicted model, not a curated record. Gene Ontology annotation, biological process: creatine biosynthetic process.